CGCGCUAACACUCAGAGAUCUUUCUAAUGGCGGCAGUCUCUCUCGUUCCUCCGCUCUCACUCUCUCAUCUCCGUUGUAAGCCCUCCUUCUUUCCUCCAAACCCUAACCCUAAUUCUAACCAUUGGAGAACCAAUCGCAUCAUCCUGAUAUCGGUGUCAUCAUCAUCGUUCCGGAAUGGUAGCACGCCGGAGACGGAGUGCCCAGUGCCCCUGGAGCAGCAGCCAGUGAAUGAAUACCAAGCCCUAUCCGAUUCCUUCCCCUUCUCUUGGGCGGCGGCGGACCUCUUCGCCUACUGCUCCCGCCUCGCUAUUACUGGCGUCUCCUUCUCCCUGUUCAUUGGCCUGCCCGUCUCUUCUUUCGGAACGGCUGAUCCCCGCGCGCGCGCCCUUGGCGCUGCUUCCGCUGGGAUCCUCUCUGUGACCCUUGCGGUCCUUCGCAUGUACCUCGGCUGGGCCUACGUCGGCAACCGCCUCCUCAGCGCUACGGUUGAAUAUGAGGAGACGGGGUGGUAUGAUGGACAGAUAUGGGUGAAGACUCCUGAAGUUUUAGCUCGUGACCGUCUUCUUGGUUCAUUUUCUGCGAGUCACCUCACAUACAUACACUAAAUCUUCAACCAUAUUUUAGAAAGACAGUACCAUUUACUUAUUGAGGCGAUGGUAUUUGCAUCAGUAGUUUGUGCAAAUAUCUGAUAAUAAGCAAAUGGAGAUCGGAAGGAAACCUGGAGGACGCUGAGUGAUGGGCUUAUCAUUGGCUCAUUGGCUUUGCACACACCGAACUUUAUCCGAUUGAUUAUCACUUAAGGAAGUACAUCUGGUUUGUAUGAUCAUGCGUGUGGAUACGUAUGGGGUUUGUGAAUCACUCCUCAUGAGGCUUCAUUUUCACCAUUAUUCAAAGGUGUAGGCCUCCAAUAUAGAGUAUGUCCAAGAAUGUGUAGCUUUCACCAGACCGGCUACAAAUCUUAGAGAUCAUGGUUUUCUACUACAGGACACUGUUCACCCUACUAGGGGACCCAUCUCUCCCCUUCUAUUUAUCUAUCUAUCUAUAUCUUGAGAUGUAGAUUAUAUAUCAUUAAUUGUUAAUUAUGUCAUGCUUUAAUUAAUGAGUACAAAGGGUUUGAGGAUGUUUGCCUUUGUACCAUAAUCAGACUGCAGGAUGUGGACUCUCACAAAAAAAAAGGGGUAGGUUUUGUGGGAAUGUUAUGGUAUUGAAUGUCUU
Molecule: messenger RNA, 1215 nt
Organism: Dioscorea cayenensis subsp. rotundata (Guinea yam)
Lineage: Eukaryota; Viridiplantae; Streptophyta; Magnoliopsida; Dioscoreales; Dioscoreaceae
Exons: 4
Coding region: 27-605 (192 amino acids)
Source: RefSeq, a predicted model, not a curated record